This is a messenger RNA of Triticum turgidum subsp. durum (durum wheat), 366 nucleotides long. NCBI's taxonomy places the organism in Eukaryota, Viridiplantae, Streptophyta, Magnoliopsida, Poales, Poaceae. The record is from the annotation of a GenBank genome assembly.
AUGGCUAAGGCAGGCGCAGGCGAAUUGCAAGCUGAUGAGGAUGAAGGUGGAUUGAUGAUUGAAGGGGUGCCGUCUCAUGCUUGGACCAGGGACACGGCGGUGAAACUUCUGGGCAGUUCGUGUAUGAUCGAUAGCUUGGCGCCCGAAACAGAGAGCAGAGAGGAUCUGUCGCUAUUCAAACUCAAGGCCUGGUGUGUGGAUCCACAGGAGGUGCCAGUGUUUCGCCGUCUCUGGGUGCUGGAGCCGCCACCGGCGAGUGCGAACCCUGCGGAGCGACGGAAAACAUUCUGGCAAUUGCUUGAGUAUCCCACGUUCAUCCAUGUUGGCAGAGUGUGGGACUUCACACCACCGGAGCUUUGGGGAUGA